Fulvia fulva is the source of this 309-nucleotide messenger RNA. RefSeq names its product Ecp9-3. The record is from RefSeq and is a predicted model, not a curated record. The coding region runs from base 1 to 309 and encodes 102 amino acids. Lineage: Eukaryota; Fungi; Ascomycota; Dothideomycetes; Mycosphaerellales; Mycosphaerellaceae. The transcript has 2 exons.
AUGAAACUUCUCCCCAUCCUCCUGAUCACCAUUAUAGCCGUCACAGCAAAUCCCCAAUCCUGGGACGACGACCAACGCCCUCCAUGCGACCAUGGGGCUGCAGGCGAUGGCAGUUGCGAAAAGGACGGGCUCCACACAUACUGCUGCUCCUACGAUAGUGCUUACAGACACCUCUUCCCGGUGAACAGGCCGCUUGUAAGGCUUGCGCGGGGCCCGAGCGGAGAUUACAGUAGGUGUGGACCUGAGGGGGUUUGGAAUUUGUUCUGUGCUGAGAUGUACCUAUCCGAGCGGCCGCUAUCACUGCGUUAA